AUGUCAAGUUACGGAGCCUCAACUCCUGAUAGAAGAAGAUCUCAAGAUUCAGAUAGACCGAUUUUCUUAAACGAGCUCUCAUUAAGCAAAAUCGAAAACAAACUUUCAGCUCAGGUAGGAAGCUCAUCCUUAAACCUUGGCGAUGCGUUUAUUGGAGAUGAAGGUUGUGGCUUAGUUGCGCAAUUUUUAAAAGAUAAUAUUGGAGUUCACAGUGUGGAGCUUCGCGGCAACAAUAUAACUGGCGAAGGUCUCAGGCUCUUAGCCUCAGCUCUUAGAGGGCAAACUUUUGUCCGCAACAUAUCACUAGAGUGGAAUAAUCUAGGAAACAGCCUAAAGUCUUUAACUGAUGCACUGGCUUAUAAUGAGUCCGUCCAAACUUUAGAUCUAAGAAAUAACAGAAUUGGACCUGAAGGAGCUGGGUAUAUUGCUGAUUUGUUAGAAACCAAUAAGUCUAUUACAAAAAUCGAUUUAAGAUGGAAUGAUAUUGGUUCAAAUGGAGCAAGAGCAAUUAUAUCAGCUUUAAGAAAGCCACACGCAAUCCAAGUGCUCGAUUUAUCAGGAAAUAAGAUUCCAGAAGAGCUUUUGCAGCAGGUUGAGCAAGCUAUAAAAGGAACUGAUCAGCCUCAAAACAGAUCACGAUAUAGCAGUCCUAAAAGCCUUUCAAGGAGCAUGGAAAGGACAGCUUCUAGAGAUUUUUCUGAUGACAUCCAUCAAAAACUAGAAGCUCAAAUACUAGCCAAUGCAAGAAGUGAAUCAAAAAUUAAUGAAUUAGAGCUUCUGUUAGAUCAAGAAGCCAGAAGAAGCACUGAAAUGAGAAAUGACUUUUUAGGAGAACUGGAAAAUGAAAAAGCCAAAAGGACGAUGGCUGAAGAAGCAGUUAUGAUACAAAAAGAGGAAUCUUUUAAAAGAGAAAUGGAAGAUAGAAGAAUUAUCCAAGAUUUAGAAACCAAACUGAGCAGAUCUAACAAUGAAAAAGGAAUUUUAAGUCAAGAGUUAGAAAAUCUCCAAGAGCAGUUCCAAAAAUUGCAAAGCUCGGCUAUGGAAAGAUAUAGAGCUUAUGAUGAAAAGAUCACUCAGCAGGACAGACUUUAUAAACAAUUAGAAGAAACCAGCAGAAAUAAUUUGGAUAGGACUAAAAAAGAGCAUUUACAAGAGGUCUUUGAAAUUAAUAGAGAUUACACUAAUAAGCUUGAGGAAGCAGAAGAAAAUAUCAGAAAUUUAAGAGCAGCGAGAGAAGCACUAGAUAAUGAAACUAAAAAUCUUAGAGGACAAAUAGCUCAGUUAAAAUCUUCCCAUCAAGAAGCUUUGACUGAUCAAGAUUUCAAAAUCAGAGAAGAAGAAACUACUAAAUUUAACAGCACAUUAAAAGGCCUUGAAAUCAGAAUGAGAUCAAUUGAAGAUUCAAGAGAAAAUUUAAACAAAAGAAACCAAGAUUUGCAGCGUGAAAUCAUUCAAAACGAAAAAAGAGCUUCUGAGCAAGCUAAUGCAUUAGAGUCUACAAUAGGCCAGCUUAGAGAAGAAAGAGCGGAACUUCAAAGGCAGCUUACCAAGGCUAAUGCUACAAUUGAAAGCUUAAGAGGAGACAUUUAUAUGCUGAAUACCAAUUUAGAGAGAUCUAGAGGCGAAAAUGAUGAGCUGAGCGAAACAUUGAAUGAAAGAAAAGAAGCCCAUAUGAAGCAGCUUGAGACACUUCUACAAGAACAGACUGCUGAAAGAAAGCAAAUGGAAAACACUAGAGAAAAUUUGGCAAGUCAGAUUAACGAUUUGGAAGUAGAUUUAAUGAAGACCACAAAAGACCGUGAUAGGAUUUUGAAUGAAUAUAAUUAUCUCUCAGAAAAUCUUAAGCAGAAAACAGUGGCUUUGAUUCAAGAUACAGUUAUUGCGCAUUUAAGAAAGUUGGAAGCGGAAUCUUAA
This is a messenger RNA of Blepharisma stoltei, 1914 nucleotides long. The record is from the annotation of a GenBank genome assembly. Lineage: Eukaryota; Ciliophora; Heterotrichea; Heterotrichida; Blepharismidae.